This is a messenger RNA of Aspergillus brunneoviolaceus CBS 621.78, 1748 nucleotides long. RefSeq names its product NADH-quinone oxidoreductase subunit NuoF. NCBI's taxonomy places the organism in Eukaryota, Fungi, Ascomycota, Eurotiomycetes, Eurotiales, Aspergillaceae. The coding region runs from base 92 to 1585 and encodes 497 amino acids. The record is from RefSeq and is a predicted model, not a curated record. The transcript is spliced from 3 exons. Gene Ontology annotation, molecular function: FMN binding; NAD binding; 4 iron, 4 sulfur cluster binding.
CGCCUUCAUCAUCUCGAUCCCCCUCCGCCUCCCCCCCAAUUGACCUCUUUCCCCCCAGUCUCUCCGUGCAGCCACUGGGCCCAUAUUCACCAUGAUAUCCCGAGCGGCGGCUCCCUCGUCUUCCUCUAUCGCCAACCUUUCCUCCCGCUCCCUCCGAGCCCAGGCCCCGGCUGCCCGUUCUUUCGCGACUGUCCAGGACAACGCUCCCCCCGUACGACACUAUGGCGGCCUGAAGGACCAAGAUCGCAUCUUCACCAACCUUUACGGUCACCAUGGAGCCGACCUCAAGUCGGCAAUGAAGUUCGGUGAUUGGCACCGCACCAAGGACAUUGUUCUCAAGGGUCACGACUGGCUCAUCUCCGAGAUCAAGGCCUCUGGUCUUCGUGGUCGUGGUGGUGCCGGUUUCCCCUCCGGAUUGAAAUACUCCUUCAUGAACUUCAAGGACUGGGACAAGGACCCCCGCCCCCGCUACCUGGUCGUCAACGCCGAUGAGGGUGAGCCCGGAACCUGCAAGGAUCGUGAGAUUAUGCGCAAGGACCCCCAGAAGCUCAUCGAGGGUUGCUUGGUCGUCGGUCGUGCGAUGAACGCCAACGCCGCCUACAUCUACAUCCGUGGUGAAUUCUACCACGAAGCCACCGUCCUGCAGCGGGCUAUCAACGAGGCCUACGAGGCCGGCCUGAUCGGCAAGAACGCCUGCGGCACCGGCUACGACUUCGACGUCUACAUCCACCGUGGAAUGGGUGCUUAUAUCUGUGGUGAGGAGACCUCCCUGAUCGAGUCGAUCGAGGGUAAGGCCGGCAAGCCCCGUCUCAAGCCUCCAUUCCCCGCUGCCGUCGGUCUGUUCGGUUGCCCCAGUACGGUCACCAACGUCGAGACCGUGGCGGUGGUGCCCACCAUCAUGCGUCGUGGCGGCAGCUGGUUCUCCUCCUUCGGUCGUGAGCGCAACGCCGGUACCAAGCUCUUCUGUAUCUCCGGUCACGUCAACAACCCCGUCACCGUCGAGGAGGAGAUGUCCAUCUCCCUCCGCGAGCUGAUCGAGCGUCACUGCGGUGGUGUCCGCGGUGGCUGGGACAACCUCAAGGCCGUCAUCCCCGGUGGAUCCUCGACCCCCGUCCUCCCCAAGUCUAUCUGUGACGACCAGCUCAUGGAUUUCGACGCCCUCAAGGACUCCCAGUCCGGUCUGGGUACCGCCGCCGUCAUCGUCAUGGACAAGUCGACCGAUAUCGUCCGCGCCAUCUCCCGCCUGUCCACCUUCUACAAGCACGAGAGUUGCGGUCAAUGCACGCCCUGCCGUGAGGGUAGCAAGUGGACCAUGCAGAUGAUGCAGCGCAUGGAGACCGGCCAGGCCCGCGAGCGUGAGAUUGACAUGCUCCAGGAGCUGACCAAGCAGGUCGAGGGUCACACCAUUUGCGCUCUGGGAGAGGCCUUUGCCUGGCCCAUCCAGGGUCUGAUCCGUCACUUCCGGCCCGAGCUGGAAGCCCGGAUCCGCGAGCACGCUGAGCAGCUCGGCGGUCAGUCCCCCUAUGCCGGUGGAUGGCACCCUAACAGCCGGGCUGAGGGCAAGUUGAUCUCUCCCGGCCAGUGAGUUAAUGGAGGGGAUGACAGGGGUCAGUGGAAGGAAAAGUCCGAGACAUUAAUCAAAUUUUUUUGAUCAAAGAGAAAGGGUCUGGGUGUAUGUCUGCGUGUGGGUGGUGUUUCAACUUCCUUUUUUUUCACGUCUUGUUCGAUCAUGUACAGUCUUGGUAGCA